GUACAUAACAGUUUUAAAAUCUGUUUGAUUACAAUUACAGAAGCUGAGAUUAAUAUAUUUAGGAUAAAAAUGGGGUUGAGUGUCUUUUUCAGGCAACUUUAAGAUCAAGCGACGUGUUUCUUUUUUAACCCCUUGAUGCAUAUUUACUAUAGAGUUGUUAGUGGAUUUAGUUCUUAUGGAAUCCCUACUCGGUCUGAAGUCAGAAUAGUGUUUUAUUUAAGGGGGAAACGCGUUUCCGGUGUUGAUAUGCGCGCAGAUUUGGAGAUUGACACGUUACUGGUGUGUGCGCGUAUGCGACACUCCUCUCUCAGCAUGGAAAACUCACCGUAGCCUGGGGUGGAUUCUGCAUCUACACAAACAUCACCUUUCAAGCUGAAAUUUAGACUUUGGAUUAUGGAUUCCUCCACCAACAGUUUAGAUGAUGUGUCAGCAGACGGCAGCACUGAUUACCCUGACCGGAAUUCCACCAUGGAGGUGCGUCUGCAGGCACAGGAAGAUGAGAUUACGCUGCUGAAAUCGUCGCUGGCCGAUGCCCUGCGGAGAAUCCGUGUCCAUGAUCAGCUGCUCCCGUUACUGAAGCAGCAGCUGAUAGCAGUGAACCCCAGUGCUGCACGGGUACUGAACCAGGUGUCUUACCCAGACGGCUGCACCAGUGGCAGAAAACUUUCAACGAGUUCAAUCAACGAUGGAUUUCACCACGCUGCCGCUGCUGCUAGCCAACAGUCACAGAGCACAGUGAACAAUGCUAACGGCCACAUAGGAGGCGUAGUGUCCGCACAGCAUCAAAACACAGUGGCAUCACUGGAUAAGUCGACUCAGACUGAGCCUGCCAUGUCCUCAGUCUCAAGUCACGUCCGGAGCCUCCAUCUUCAGGAAGCCCUUCCUCCAGGGCAGCCCAUGGUUGAUGGGACUCGAGGCAAGCUCCACCGUAUCCCUGGUAUGGAGGAGGAGGAAGAAGACCAGUUGGAUGAAGAAGUCGGAGGCGACCAAGAAAAAGAAACGAGCUGGGCUUCGUCAGUGGAGGAGCCCAUUCAGCCAAGCACAGUCAGAUGCCUUCAGAGGGAUGAUUUCCAAGAUAGAAGCCUCUCUCCGGAUGAACCAGGCUCUGCCUCAGCCUCACUCGGCUCGGACCCAAACCUCAGCUGCCGAUCUGGACCCCUGUCCUCCAUCCAGGAAGGAGAAAAGAUGCUGGUUCGUAGAAACAGUGAGAAACUGGGGAAUCCUGAGAGGCAGCGGAAACGUCUGGACAAGAAGGCGGCGUCUUCAGCCAACCUCCUGACCCGCUCCCCCAGCCUGGAGAACCGAGCUAAGGAGCUGAUAGCCAGUGCAGGUUUGCCUGGCUCAAGAAGAGGAACUUACAGCCAAGAACAGUCAAUUAAAAUGUUCAUCCGCGGCCGACCCAUAACCAUGUACGUCCCAUCCAACAUCCAGAACUAUGAUAACCUGAAGAUGGAGCUGCCCUCUGAGAGGCUGGAGCUGGACUGGGUCUAUGGCUACCGGGGACGGGACUGUCGGGCUAAUUUAUUCUUCCUUCCGUCAGGCGAAGCGGUUUACUUCAUUGCUUGUGUGAUUGUGCUCUAUCACAUCAACAACCGAACACAGCGCCACUAUCGCAAACACACAGACUCCGUCCGAUGUCUUGCUCUUCAUCCGGACAAGGUUCGAGUGGCAUCUGGUCAGACGGCCGGUGUGGAUAAAGAUGGAAAGCCAAUGCAGGCAUGUGUUCAUAUAUGGGACUCCACUACCCUGGUCACCCUGCAGCAAAUAGGCCUUGGAAACUUCCAGAGGGGAGUGGGAAUGGGAUCUCUGGCAUUCUCUAUUGGUGACUCUGGAGCAUUCCUUUCUGUGAUUGAUGACUCUAAUGAACACAUACUGUCAGUGUGGGACUGCACCAAGGGAACCAAGUAUGCAGAGAUCAAGACUACCAAUGAGGCUGUGUUUGCUGUGGACUUCAACCCCAGUGACAGCACCAACAUCAUCACCUGUGGUAAAUCCCAUGUCUACUUCUGGACACUCACCGCAGGACAAUUCACCAAGAAACAAGGCAUCUUUGGUAAAUACAAGAAGCCCAAGUUCAUCCACUGCUUUGUGUUCAGCCUAACUGGAGAUGUUCUGACUGGAGACUCUGAAGGCAACAUACUGCCAUGGGCCAAGUCGGCUGCUGACACCAAAACUCUUGGUAAAGGGGCCAAAGAGACCUAUCAGAUUGUACGACCAAUCAAAGCACACGAAGGCAGCGUGUUUACCCUGUGCAUGCUGGAGUCUGGUGCUCUGCUCAGUGGAGGGGGAAAGGACCGCAAGAUCAUCCGCUGGAGCGCUGACCUGGCUCCAGAGAGAGAGGUUGAGAUUCCAGAAAAGUUUGGGGCGGUCCGCACCGUUGCAGUGGUGAACGAUGAGGAACUUUUGGUUGGUACAACCCGAAAUGCAAUCCUUAGAGGAUCUUUCUCUAAUGGGUUUGUUGCCAUAGUUCAGGGUCAUUUAGAUGAGAUGUGGGGUCUGGCUACUCACCCCUCUCAGGACCUCUUCCUCUCUUGCAGCCAUGACAGGCAGGUGUGUCUGUGGAACACAGAGGAACACAACCUGGACUGGUGUAUCACCCUUGAGGAGUAUGGUUUGUGUGCUGAUUUCUGCCCCAGUGGAUCUGUCGUGUCUGUUGGACUCAGCACAGGAAGGUGGGUAGUCCUUGACUUGGAAACCAAGGAGGUGAUUUCUGAAUCCAUAGAUGGGAAUGAACAGCUAUCAGUCAUGAGAUAUUCACCAGACGGACGCUUUUUAGCUGUUGGCUCUCAUGACAACUUCAUCUACAUCUACAGUGUGACAGAGAGUGGCCGCCGCUACAGUCGCUUCGGAAGGUGCAAUGGCCACUCCAGCUUCAUAACUCACCUUGACUGGUCCAAAGAUGGCGGCUACAUUGUGUCAAACUCGGGCGACUAUGAGAUCCUCUACUGGGACAUUGCAGGAGGAUGUAAGCUGUUAAGGAACCGCUUUGAGAGCAAAGACAGAGAAUGGGCCUCUUUCACCUGUGUGCUGGGUUUCCAUGUCAUAGGCGUGUGGUUGGAGGGCUCAGACGGCACAGACAUCAACGCCCUGUGCCGCUCCCACAAUGAGAAGAUCGUGGCUGUGGCUGAUGACUUCUGUAAGGUCCACCUCUUCCAGUACCCCUGCCCUAAACCUAAGGCACCAAGUCACAAGUAUGAGGGCCAUGGGAGCCACGUAACCAACGUCUGCUUCACUCACAAUGAUUCCCACUUGCUCUCCAUUGGCGGGAAGGAUACCUGCAUCCUGCAGUGGAAGGUGACCGGUGGUGGGGCGGGAGAAAGCAGGGAGGUGCCGGCCUCCGUCUCGUCCACCUCCACAAGCUCUCCAGAGCCUCCUGCCACCUAGGCCGGGCUGCUGAUAUCACCGCUGAAGGGAGAGGAAGACGUUGGCUCGCAGCCACUGAGGCAUAAACCAGCAAUCAGCUUCACUUAGCCUCCGAGACGCCACUGCUGUCAGUCUCAUGAACACAGAGGAAUUCUCCUCAGGGGAAAUGCCAAUAUUAACACCCCACUAUAACUGUGUAAAUCCAUCUGAAACUGACACGUGGGACAGAUCCGUUUGCAUUCUGUUGUGUAUGUGGCGAGAAAAAUGAGCACGUGCGUAGAGUGGUGCAUAAUGUGACUGUUAUUACCUUAUAGUUUCUGUGAACAUGCCUGUUGUAGUUGUCUUGAGUUUACUUGUUGCAUUAUAACACGCAGUAUGCCAUGGUGUCUAUGAAAAUGUCCUAUAUUUUUGUACUUUAACCAGUGCUGACCAGUGUGGGCUGGUUCUGUGCAUGUAUGAAACAAGAUGGAGAGCAAUGAGCCGUGCUUACCUUACUAAAUCAUCCUUUUCCAUCACCUUAGAUCAGUAUACUUGAAAAUUAUUACUUUUAGGAUUUGUUCUGUGAUUUUUGUAUUGAUCCUUAAUACAAACAAAGAAGUGAAAACUGGAA
Molecule: messenger RNA, 3973 nt
Organism: Fundulus heteroclitus (mummichog)
Lineage: Eukaryota; Metazoa; Chordata; Actinopteri; Cyprinodontiformes; Fundulidae
Gene: eml3
Product: EMAP like 3
Exons: 24
Coding region: 394-3384 (996 amino acids)
Biological process (GO): microtubule cytoskeleton organization
Cellular component (GO): mitotic spindle
Molecular function (GO): microtubule binding
Source: RefSeq, a predicted model, not a curated record